Caenorhabditis auriculariae is the source of this 309-nucleotide messenger RNA. The record is from the annotation of a GenBank genome assembly. Lineage: Eukaryota; Metazoa; Nematoda; Chromadorea; Rhabditida; Rhabditidae.
AUGGUGGGACUGAGGCGACCGCGCGCAGACCGACGACUUCCAUUGAAUGACGACCGGAGACCUUGGUCGGCGUCGCUGCUUCUCCGGCCCUCUCCUCGUUCGACGUGCUCCCUCGACCCUUGCGCUGUUUACGUACGCGGUUUGUGUAGUGGGCGGAGUGUGUCGCAACGCGGCACGCGCUGCGGUCUUACACACGCCGUGGAGAGACACUGCGAGACGCAGAGAGAAAACGACAUCUGGCGCUCUCACGACUUGUGUUUGGUGUUGGACGACGACGACGUGGUGGAAAAAGAGCGUCGACGACUCUAA